CCAGCGGUCAGCACUCAGCCGUCAGUGGUCACACUUGAUUGUUGAAUGUUGAUCAGUGCACCAAUGGUAUAUAUUAUAAAUACAUAAAAACAUUAUUGAGUGUUUAUAUUUUAAACUCUUGGUUUAAAAUUUACUUGCCACAUUGAUGUCAGGAAGAGUGGUGAAUAAUCGAAUGUGAACUGAACCUUCGCUUGGCUAAAUGUUUAUGCUAAAAUGCAAGACGAACACAGGAGAGCUAUACAAAACAACUUUGCUUCCCUUGUCGAACAGACUGAUUUAGAUCACAUGGUUUCGACUCUGUAUGAAAAAGGAGUAUUUUCGGAACAAAUGAUCGAGCCUUACAAAGACUUAACUAAAGACGCAAGAUCACGCAAACGUUUACUGUAUAGAGAUAUAACAAGGCGAGGUCCUGAUGCAUUUAGGAAUUUAUUGGAUGCUCUCUCAGAUGCUGGUUAUUGGGAUUUAGUUCGGGAUCUUGAUCCCAAUAGCUCUUUACACACAAGAAGAACCAAAAUAUCAGCACUAAGCACAAGUAUGUCUAAUGAAAAUGACUAUGUUAGUAUAAGUACUGAAAAGAAAAAGACCAAACCACGAGUUGAUGUAAAUAAAAAUGAUUCUACACCUAUCGCUAAAGAUACAACAGAUCUUAAUAUGGUACCUCACUACAAUGUGAUUAAGUCAAGCAAAUUCUUUGAAGACGGUGAAGAUAUAAAGUUAUACAACACGCGAGGACAUAAGAGAGGCAUUAUUGUAGUGUUUAGUUACAUUGAAUUUGUUAACAACAUUGAAACAUACCGAAAAGGAGUGGAUGUUGAUUGUCAGAAACUAAAAUACUUAUUUAGUGAAAUGGGCUUUCGAGUAAUAUCAUAUGAGAAUUUGACCAGAGAUGAGACGGUUACAACAUUAGAGAGUCUAAAAAAAGUAAUAGUUGGUGUAGAAUGUGUUUUCAUAGUAGUCUCUUCUCAUGGAUAUGAGCGGAAGUAUAGCUCAGAUACAGACAUUCGCUGUAAAGAUGGACAACUCAUUACCAUUUAUGAGAUUAUUGAUUAUUUUAAUAAUAAGAACUUUCCUGCAUUGCAUGGAAUCCCAAAGGUUUUUAUCUUUCAGCUAUGCAGGGGGUCGAAUGAGGAAUACAUAGAUGGCCCAAUUAGGUUCGUAUCACCAGACGAUCCGAGCCCUCCGGCCGAGCGCGACGGCAAUCCCACGACUGAUACUGGUCGCUUCUCCCAAGACACACCUCGAACCCCCCUCAACAAGCGAAAUAGACUUUUCUCUGAUAUUCUUAUUGCGCAUUCAACACUGCCAGGUAAUGUUUCAUACAGGGAUCCAGAGGAAGGAUCGUGGUAUAUUCAGACACUGUGCGAGGUGUUUGCGGCUCGGGCCCACGACUGCCACGUAGAUAAGCUAUUCACACUCGUCGACCAACACCUACAUGAACGAUUUCACAUACAGACCUCGUCUGUUGACAAAUGGGGUUUCAACAAGAGACUCUACCUACAUCCUGGUCUCUAUCAGGACUGAAUAUUUGCAUUAUGACAGAUGAUAUUCCAUACGACCAGAAUAUGUGAUAUUAAUCAUGAGAGAUCUAUUUAGCUGGAGUCUUAAGUUUAAGUUAUUCUUGUAUUACAACUUUUAUAUUAGUUUAACAUUGUGUUUUAAUGAUUUUCUUCUACUGAAAAGGCAGAUGUGAUAUUCCAAUUUAUACAAGAUUAUUCUAGUAAAUUGAUUUUAUGUAUUGAAAAAUCCACAAUUAAAAGUAGUAAUUAUUCG
This is a messenger RNA of Pieris napi, 1770 nucleotides long. RefSeq names its product caspase Dronc (gene Dronc). The transcript is spliced from 8 exons. Gene Ontology annotation, molecular function: cysteine-type endopeptidase activity. The record is from RefSeq and is a predicted model, not a curated record. Bases 214 to 1521 code for a protein of 435 amino acids. Lineage: Eukaryota; Metazoa; Arthropoda; Insecta; Lepidoptera; Pieridae. Gene Ontology annotation, biological process: proteolysis; regulation of apoptotic process.